Ceratina calcarata is the source of this 8007-nucleotide messenger RNA. Its product is annotated as Vesicular acetylcholine transporter. The transcript has 2 exons. Bases 244 to 1998 code for a protein of 584 amino acids. Gene Ontology annotation, cellular component: AP-2 adaptor complex; terminal bouton; cytoplasm. The record is from RefSeq and is a predicted model, not a curated record. Gene Ontology annotation, biological process: xenobiotic transport; transmembrane transport; neuromuscular synaptic transmission. Gene Ontology annotation, molecular function: acetylcholine transmembrane transporter activity; xenobiotic transmembrane transporter activity; choline O-acetyltransferase activity. Lineage: Eukaryota; Metazoa; Arthropoda; Insecta; Hymenoptera; Apidae.
UGAGCAGUUUGUUCGCCGGACUUCCUAGUUUGGCGGGUCCCCAGCGCCUCGCCUCAUCCCUCAGGCAGAGAUUCGCCAAUAACUCCGGUUACCCCUGGCCCGGCCUGAUGCGCGCCGCCCUAAUCGCGACGAUCUCUCCGUCACGAUCGCUCUCAAGGUCGCACCAAGUGAUCGCGUUUAGUUCCUCUUGCUAGACCCUGGAUCAUCGUGUUCUGUUAGAAGCGGACACCUAGAACGACCACAAUGACGACGAUACCGAUACUCAACAUUGAGUUCAGCGAGCUCAAGGAGUUAAUAUGGACGAAGUUACAGGAGCCGAAGGCUCAGCGAAAGUUAGUCCUGGUUAUCGUAUCGAUAGCGCUGCUACUCGAUAACAUGCUCUACAUGGUGAUAGUGCCGAUCAUACCCGAUUAUUUAAAGUAUAUCGGUGCCUUUGGAGAAGUCGACGAUGAUGAAAACGCGACGGUGCAGCAUCAUCAUCACGGUCAAGACUCGGCGACGGGAAUACUGUUCGCGUCGAAAGCUAUCGUCCAGCUGAUGGUGAAUCCGUUCUCUGGUGCUCUGAUCGACAGGAUCGGUUACGAUAUUCCCAUGAUGAUUGGAUUGUGCACGAUGUUCGUAUCGACGGCUGUUUUCGCAUGCGGCAGAAGUUACGGAGUUCUGUUCUUCGCUAGGAGCCUUCAGGGAGUGGGUUCAGCGUUCGCGGACACCAGUGGCUUGGCUAUGAUAGCGGAUCGCUACACGGAAGAGUCGGAACGCUCGAAAGCACUUGGUAUCGCGUUAGCUUUCAUUAGCUUUGGAUGUUUGGUAGCACCACCGUUCGGUGGUGCUCUCUAUCAAUUCGCGGGCAAAGAGGUACCCUUUUUGAUACUCGCAUUCAUCAGUCUCGCCGACGGUGUGAUGCUUCUUCUGGUAAUGAAACCGUUGAAGGAACAAUUGAAGGAGAGGCAGCAGGGAACCCAACAAACGAUCCCGAUUUGGCGACUGCUCAUGGACCCGUACAUCGCUGUAUGCGCGGGUGCUUUGAUGAUGUCCAAUGUCGCGCUGGCCUUUUUAGAACCUACUAUUUCGUUAUGGAUGGAAGAGAACAUAACUCACGAUAACUGGAAAAUGGGGAUGAUUUGGUUACCCGCAUUCUUUCCCCACGUGUUCGGUGUCAUAAUCACCGUUAAGAUGGCCAAACAGUACCCGCAACAUCAGUGGUUGAUGGCUGCCUCUGGCCUUGCGUUGGAAGGCAUGUGCUGCUUCAUGAUACCGUUCUGUACUGGCUACAAGGUUCUCAUGAUCCCGAUAUGUGGAAUCUGUUUCGGUAUAGCUCUCAUCGACACUGCUUUGCUGCCGACGUUAGGCUACCUGGUGGACGUCAGAUACGUCUCCGUGUACGGUAGCAUCUACGCUAUAGCCGACAUCUCGUACAGUUUAGCGUACGCAGUUGGACCUAUAAUAGCCGGCGGUGUCGUGGAGGCGAUCGGUUUCACGGCUUUAAACAUCGGCAUCGCGUUCUCGAAUUUGAUGUACGCGCCCGUGCUGAUGUACCUAAGGCACAUCUACGAUUUCAAGCCGUUCCAGGACGAGGCAGACGUUCUCAUGCAAGAUCCGCCGGACAAAGAGUACCAAACGUACGUGCUGCAAGAGCAGAGACCGCUCUCGGGCGAAGUUGGCAAUCAUCUGAAUCAGACGCGGAUGGAAACAAACGUGGAUCAAGGUUACGAUCAGAACUACCAGGCUGGACAGAAUUAUGAUCAGAGUGGAUAUGGUCAGAAUAUUAAUGCCGGCGGAUAUACCCAACCCUCGAUGGGAUACGAGCAGCCACCUAUGUACGAGCAACCGGCCAAUUACGGGCAACAGCCUACGAGUUACGGUCAGCAUCAGCAGAGACAUUACGGACAGGAGCCGCAGGUAGGAGGUCAGAUGGACGCGAACCCGUUCAGGAGACCUCCGAAUGUCGAUCAGAUGCCUUCCGGCGAUAGCAAUCCAUUCAGACAAGGAAUGUAUUAACGCGGUUUACGCAACAGCUUAUCGGAUAAUUGUGAUUGUUCGCCAACGAAAUAUCACACACGCUAGUUUCGCGUCACGAUAUGAAUAUCGCGAGAUAGUCUUCGAGACAGGCUUCCAAGUCAAGGAUAAUACUGUUGCAUUAGGACGAUCGCAACACGCUCGUUCCCUUUCGGUGAUUUAUCAAGUGCAUCGACGCGGCGCGGACUCCCCGUCGUCGUCGUCGUCGUCGUCUUGUGAAUUAUGAAUUAUCGAAAGAGACCGUCGUGUCGACUUCCAGAACGAUUAUUUCAAUAUUUUAGAGGUCUAUCUUAUGAAAGAGUACCAUCGCGAAGUUCUAUGCCUGGCCAUGUUCAAUGUCGGUCUUCGGGAUCAUUCAGAGAGUGGUAGUGUUAAAAGAUCUUUAUCGAUCGUAUUCGUGUUUUAGGUUUGAGAGAAGCAAUUCUUCUUCGGUUAACAUGAAAUCAGAGCAAUUACUAUGUCGAAAUUUGUGAAGUAACCGUGAUUGAUAUUUAACACAGUUCUGUGGUUUCUAAACACUUACAGUUUUAUCGAAUUAUCUUAUUAAAUGAUUCAUUAUUGGACUCUUCAUAAAAGAUAAUCUUUUAAAAAAUUCUUCCUUCUUCUUCAAAGAUCCUGAUAGAAUUUAUAUAGUAUUAUUCAUCUUUUAUUAAAAACUUAUUAGCAAUUUUAGAUUUUAUAAGAUAACGACAGAUCGGCGUUUAACGCGUUGUAAACGAGGAGGGUAGAACACGAACAGGCAAACAAAAUUCAUAUAAACAAAUUCUGUAACAUAUCUAGAAGAUAAAGCAAUAUAAGGAACAGAAAAUCGUCACCUGUGACCGUAAGGCACAGGAGUGAAACAAUACAAUGUUUGUACAAAGUCAGAGACAGAAGUGAUGCAAUAAUGGAAAAAAAAUUCGCGAGAGGAGAGGCAUCGGUGUCGAUAAUAAUCCGAAAGGAGGAGAUCCAUGGGGAUUCAUGGACGAGGCUGAGAACAGAAACAACACGACCGCUACGGAGGCUUUCCCUCAGCAAGGACCUUCGCACGGUUCGUUGCCAAAGAGAUUGGCAGAAUCCUUGGUUUUUAUCCGUUUCGUUCGCGUUUCAUUUGCUGAACUGAAGAACACAUAUCACUAAUUAAGUAACUCGAGUUAUUAACUGUUGAGGCUUUCAUGUAGGUAAUUGUAUAGAUAGGGUGUAUGGUAAACGAGAGAGGAGGCAAGCUCUCCUAUAGCCGUAAUGUAUUACGAUAUCGACGAAGUACGUUGUGACCAUUAAACCGUAAUAACUUAUCAUUAUAUUAUUUCAUAUCUAUCUACCGUCGCCGAUAGUCAAGUGAUUAUUUUAUUAGCGAUCUGAAUUCGAGUUUCUCGGGGGCAGAGCGUUCGCGUAGAUGUACUCAGGAUGGCUCGGUUUUUAUUACGUAGUUCAAUGAUUUCGACUUAGCAAGUGUCGGUAUGCUAAAUUCACCGUUCGCUGAUUAAUCGUCAAACGGGACAGAAAUUUUAUACAGUUUGAUAUUUCUAAUUUACAAUUAAACGAGGAUCGAUGAGACUUGAUUAGUUAGCUGAGUUAGCACUCUUUUAGUAAUUUUGACAAGGGAUACUGAUAGGGCAAUACUGAUCACGUUUCGAGAUAUAGUACGUACAUUAACUGCUACAUAUCUGUAUUUUCAUGAGCUUAUUUUUGUAUGUAGAGACACUUCCGUUCGAAUCUCGUUCGUUUGAUUCGCUGUGGAUAAUCGGACAGUAUUUAACUGAUACGUAAACUUAUACAUAUGCAUUCCUAUACAUACUAUGUAUAUAAAUAUGUAACGCGUAUACUAACUAUUAUUAUGCGCCAGCGACCCGCACGUAAAGCUUUACGAGUCCUUUGAAAUUCUUUCGCGAACACGGCUGGUUAAAAUCAUUCGUUUUAUUCGCAACUACACACUAGGUUCACGCACAAUAAAUAUCAUUUCACCGACUCUGGACUUGCGCGUUAAUACAUGAAAUAUUAUAAUUUUUAUACAUGACAAUUAUUAAUACAUGAAGUAUUAUAAUUUAGUAACUCUGUCAAAAAAAAAAAAUAGGUCUCGUUCCUUAUGAGCGUUGAAUAUUAGUAAAUACGUAACAGAAGUAUUAUUUGUUGAAUCGUAAAUUUAUAUACAAAACUAAAUCUCUGUUUAUAAGAGAAUGGAAGAAACUUGUUUUACAUCGACAGCUGAUCACACAGUAACGCAACACCGCAACUUAUCGCGUUAAUCAUACUAAAUGAUGAAUCAGAAUACGAAACCUUGACAUAUCCAUUUUAUCCGGGUAAAUGACGUUUCGCAUACGUCAAACUAAAAGCAUCGAGUAGAACGUGAAAUCCAUUUGCUUCCGUUGUCACACGUCGCGACGCCCAAUUUUAGGCGCAAAAAAUUGAUCGCAACUCGCGAAAUGUAUCCGCACAUCAAAAUCACGCAGUGAAAUAGAAACGACUAGCUAGUAGAGAGGGGGGGGGGUUGGAUCGUGUUUUGAGAGACUCGUCAAAUUUUACGCACGCGUCCAAAGCAUGUUCGUACCUACUCGUCAAUACUCAGAGACGUCGCAAGGAGAAUAGAAAGGAAAAAAGAGAGGAACGAUGUAAUCGGAAAACGGUGUACGAAAAAGUUCGACUCUUUCAGCCGAUAUUUAGGGUCACCGGUGUUCGACUAAUUCAAGGACUCGGUGCGGUAAUGUGAGCUUCGGGGUGGCGCGUCAGUUGUACUUAGCGCUUCGCUGAAGAAUCUUCGCAUCGCGUCGCGUCCUUCGAAAUCGUCGUCAUAAUAAGCGCUUUGAGUUAACAGUGCCUGAACUUUCAAAUUUUUACCCCGUUCUCCCGUUGUCGUGAAAAUUCGUAAUUCGCAGACUGUACCUAUACUCCCGACCUCGUGAAAUCUAUGUACCCGAGUCUAAGUAACGUAGAGAUUCUAGGUAGGUACACUAAUUACGUAUGUAAGCGUGUUCGAUUAGAGUAGACGAGCGCAGUUUUCAUUCUUUCGUUCAUAGGCGAAAAUUCAAUGUCGUGAUAAAAAGAUGUUUAUACUAUAUAUAGGUGUACGUAUGCGGACUGAGUAAGAUGUUUGGAUCAAAUUGGAAGUAGAAGUUCAUGUAGAGAGAAGUUGAAACUGUUCUACUGUUCUUUUGCUAGGCUAUUGUAUAUUUUCGUCUCGCAAAAAAUUAAAUAGAUUCAUAAUCUCAGACCAAUGAAAAUCAUCGGUUUUAGAAUUCAUACAUUGUCUCGACGUUGCUUUUGCAAUUCUUUUUCUGCACGGUAGUAAUCUUUCUCGAACGGAGCGCAAGACACACAUGACUCGCUCCAAUUGUCUACCACACCCUGUAUUUGCAGUUCCGUUUCUAUGAGCUGGCCUCUAUUAAUAACGUCUUAAGGUAACGAUUGGUAACGAAAAUAAAACAAAAACAACGCGACACUUGCCGAUAGUUAUCGAUGAAUGAGGAUCGUCGCGAAAAUAUGUGCACCGUGAUUUAGCUUAUUGUUAGUCAAUUAUACUUGGAGGAAGUUAUUGAUUACUUCGCCGUAGUUUAUUAAAAUAAUUUAACUGCUAUACAGUUUUCUAUAGUAAUAUGUAUAUACGAUACGUUGCAACUAUUUAAAAUUCUUAAAAGCCGGAACAAUAGGAUCUAUCAAAGAAGUAUCGUACUUUAUGUUUUCUACGUAUCGUUCUAUUCUACAUUGUUAAAACUUGUUAGUAUGCUGCGUAACAAGUUGAUCAUAUAUUAUCCCUAUUCAAGGAAAUAUUUUCUGAUUAUCAUUUUUGUUAAGUUUUAAUAUUUUAAUAUACAGAGUACUUCAUUGAAGUAGCCAGUUGUUGAUUGCAGAUUAGAGCAUCUUCUAUCACUAUACAACGAAUUUCUUUUUCGGUUCGACUGACACGGUUCAUGAUCAUAAUUCAUAUCGGAGAGAUUUUAAUGCUUGACGAGGUAAUUUAUAUUAUAUUGUAUCAUAGCAAAGUUAAAUAAUAUCUAUCAUGUACGUAUCGAGCAUAUAACGUAUACAGGAUAUUUUCAAUCUGACGAUACGAUAGGAUAGAACGUGAUAUCGCAGGUAAAAGUAAAUUAAAAAUAUCGAAUAUCAUUUUUUCACAUCAGGUUUCGUUAUUCUACUCUUUUAAUUUGCUUUUACACGAUGCGUUGCUUCUCCGUUGAACGAGCUUGGGAAUAUUCUGUAUACAACAUAUAAUAAAGUAUCUAAAAUACGUAAAUGAAGCUUCUUUAUGUAUGAUUCUAUAUACAUGAAGAGUAUUAGAGAUGGGAAUUCUUUCCUGUUUCUCCUCGAUGCGAGUUCGCACCGUUGGGAGCAAACGAUAGCUAUCGGGCAACGCGUUGUAUGUAUUUACUUAUAUGGCAAGUUGUAUCACAGAAUAUUAUACUAUACAUAUGCGUAAUAAAAGUAUAAAAGUAUACAUACAUAUGAAUAUAAUAGACAUGAGUAUUAACGUAUAACACGCACGUACACAUAGCUUCUUUUAUCUCUUGUAAAUACGUUAUACGGUAUGUGCGCGAAUACAUAUAUAUAUAUAUGUAUAUUUAAAAAGAGAAAAGAAAAAAAGAAAUAAUAUACAUAUAGUGAUCUUUCUCUUUUUUUCCGUACGAGGGACCUGCGUAUAUAUGACAUAUCUCGCCUAUAUGUAUUAUAUUGUUUGUGUGAGGUUGUAGCAUGAACGCGAGCGAUUUAAACGCGAAACGUGUGAGGAAUAUGCGAUAAAAGGUAAGGAAAUAAAUAAAACGGUGUGUUCGUGAUUUAGAAAUGUCGAACGUUUAGAUUGCUCGCGAUAUUUUUGUCAAUUUUGUCUGUUUAUUAGCCCCUUUUAUUGUGCGAGGAGAGAUUAACACAUUAAGAAAACCACGUACACGCUUUAACGACGAAUUAAGAGCGUCUUGCCGCGAAGCUCAGAUUGAUGCAAAAUUAAUAGGAGUUUCUAUCUUCAGGUCUGAGAAAUUCGAAGAAAUAACGUUCAUCAUGGUGCCAAUUGUCUGUUGUAUUUUCCAUACUUUGAUAGAAUGAUUUCAUCAAUAACCGGAUGACAAUUCCUAACUUGGGAUUAAAAAGUUAUUUAUAUCCCUAUAGAAUUCCUAGGUCGCAGGUUGCAAUAUUUACGUACUGAUUAGUUAAGGAAGGAAAUAAUUAGGAUAUGCGAGAGGACACAAUUGUUCGAUUUUUGCCUAAUUCUUUAUUAUGUCGAACAAUUAACAAGAUUUACUUACACUUUCUGAAUAUAAUAUAGUGCGACGAAUUAAUGUAUUUUGCUCAAAAUUGUUUUAUCGAAACCUCGCUCCUUGUCACAUUCAAUGACGUAAGCACAGAAAGCACAGUAUUAUGUCUAUUUGAGAAAACUUCUAUUAUACUUGCGUCAGUCUGAUGUCUACGAAUUGCCGAGAUAAUUAUUUACCCUUCCAUGAAAUGCACGGUGAUGCAAAAUACAUUGACGGCCGCACUUGGAAAUUGUUUAAACCAACCGACACCGAAACCGGAAACGUAGCAAUUGCACUCGCACUUCCUGCGCGCAUACUUCAGUAUGCAAAGAUGCACGUGCGCCUAUACUGAGGAUUAUACAUAUGUACACAACAUACAUGCAUACACGCAAACGAAUCACUGGCGUAUUGGCACGCGAGUAUGACGAGGUAGUUACGUGAGACAAAACGAAGGUACUUACUACACACGACGGCGACGAUGGUGGCACACACAUAACCAGCACACAAUGCAUAUGUACCAUGUACGUAUGUAUAUUCAAAGAAAUCGAGUACCGAUGCUGUGUAUGUAUUUGAAAUCUAUGAUACUGUAAUGUUGUUGAACCGGUUAUUAAAGAUGUCAUUGUUACCGAAGAAUACCAUGAGUUAUGCUCUUUAACACAUCAAUGACCAUGUCGUAUCAAUUGAUUUCGCAAUCAGUCCAAUGAUUUGUUAUGUUCAUACAUUGUCGAGUACAUUACGGUUAAUUUGUGAGAGCAGUUGUUAAUCGAUUGAAUAAAAAAAAGAAUUAACGAAA